AAAGUAAAAUUAUAAUAAAAAAUGUUACUACUUUUGAUAGGUGUCAUAGUAAUCGCUCUGUACUUUUACGGUACGAGGAAUUUUAAAUAUUGGGAGAAGAGAGGCGUUAAGUUUGAAAAGCCGUUGAUUUUCGUUGGCAGCAACUUGAAAAUGUUUAUAGACAAUGUCAGCGUGUCUGAACGAUUCGCUGCCCUGUACCGAUCAUACCCUAACGAAAGAUUUGUUGGAUUCUUUGAGGGCAACGGGCCCGGGCUACUUAUACGUGAUCCCGAACUCAUAAAACGUAUCCUCCUCACGGAUUUCCGCUAUUUCCAUCAAAGAGGGCUUAAUCCUCAUAAGACGGUGAUAGAACCUCUACUGAGAAAUCUGUUCACUGCUGAUGGCGAUUUGUGGAAACUUAUGAGACAGAAGUUGACACCGACCUUUUCAAGCGGUAAGUUAAAGGCCAUGUUCCCGUUAAUCGUUGAAAGAACCGAAAAACUGGCGAAAAUCGCGGAUGACUUAGCUGAGACCGGUGAAGAGGUAGAUAUAAGAGAACUCAUGGCGAGAUACACGACCGACUUCAUUGGGGCUUGCGGCUUUGGAAUCGACUCAACUGCCUUAAACGACGAGAACUCAGAUUUUCGAAAAUUAGGCAAGAGUAUCUUCAGAAUAACAAAGCGAGACCAUUUUGUGUCUUUCUUAAAGAGAAUGGCACCAGAAACGUUCAAAAAUCUCACUUUCUUGGCACCGGAUAUUCAGAAUAAAACCAUUUCACUCGUUAGGCAGAUCAUGGGGCAGAGGAAUUAUAAGCCAUCGGGCCGAAAUGACUUUAUUGACAUGAUGCUGGAACUGAAACAAAAGGGAAAAAUAACUGGUGAAUCUGUGGAAAAGCGUAACCCUGACGGUACCCCGAAAAUAGUUGAAUUAGAACUCGAUGAUCAAUUGCUGUCUGCCCAAGUGUUCAUUUUCUUCGCUGCUGGCUUUGAAACGUCUUCUUCAGCUAGUAGUUUCCUUCUACACAUGCUUGCUUACCACCCAGAGGCUCAAGAGCGCUGUCAGAAAGAGGUAGACGAGGUGCUACAGAGGUACGACGGUAAGCUUUGCUUUGAAGCUGUAAAGGAAAUGAAAUAUAUGGAAAUGGCUUUCAAGGAAAGUAUCCGCAUUCUCCCGUCACCAGGAUUUCUAUUGCGGAGAGCUGCAUCGAAAUACACCAUACCAGACACAGAUAUUACCAUAGACGAAGACACGCUCGUGAUAAUCUCAACUGAAGCCAUGGCCUCUGACGAAGAUUACUUCGAGGACCCAGAAGAGUUUAUUCCUGAAAGAUUUCAUCCGGACAACAUUGACAAAAUAAAGAAAUGCACUUUUAUGCCCUUCGGAGAUGGACCCAGGUCGUGCAUAGGCGAACGAAUGGGUAUAAUGCAGUCAAUGGCAGGAGUGGCGACCAUUUUGAGAAAGUUUUCCGUAUUGCCAUCUCGUAACACUAUUCGCAAACCUCUCAUCGACCCUUACUCUCUCAUCGUUCAGACAAUUAUUGGAGGUUUACCCUUAGCCCUUAAACGAAGAACAAAUAUUGCCAACUAGUAUGUUAAUCUAAUUUUAAAUUACC
This is a messenger RNA of Vanessa tameamea, 1591 nucleotides long. RefSeq names its product cytochrome P450 6B6-like. The coding region runs from base 22 to 1566 and encodes 514 amino acids. Gene Ontology annotation, molecular function: heme binding; monooxygenase activity; iron ion binding. The transcript has 3 exons. Lineage: Eukaryota; Metazoa; Arthropoda; Insecta; Lepidoptera; Nymphalidae. The record is from RefSeq and is a predicted model, not a curated record.